AAAUAUGAUAUCAUUAAAAAACUAAAAUGUUUUGUCUUUAAUGUCCUAUAAACCAAAAUUAUGAAUGAAAAUUGUAUAUACAAGUUUCCUAAGUCAAAAUAUUGUAAAAAAUAAUAAUAUGAAAAUUAUAUUACUGAAUUGUAGGCAAUUUAAAAAAAUCAAAAGAAUUGGAUGUUACUGUUACUCAAUAGAUUUUAAGCAUGGGAAAAACCAAGUGUUACCGAUGAAAUAUGAUCCUAAGAUAGUUGAAAAUUCUAAAACCAUGACAUACCAUGUAGACAAUCGGAUUCGUGAUAAUUCAAAGACUUUUUCUUUGAUAUUGCCACCACCAAACAUCACUGGAUCCUUACAUCUAGGACAUGCGCUCACAGCUACUAUACAGGAUAUUAUUGCUCGAUGGUUCCGAAUGAAAGGCAUGGAUGUAGUAUGGGUACCUGGUACCGACCAUGCUGGAAUUGCCACUCAAGUAGUUGUAGAAAAAAAACUAUAUGCCGAACAAAAUGUUAGCCGGCAUCAAAUAGGUAGAGAAGCUUUCAAUAAAGAAGUGAUAAAAUGGAAAGAAAAUAAAAUGUCAACGAUAAGAAAUCAAUUAAAAAAUCUUGGAGUGACAUUAGAUUGGGACAGAGAAAUUUUCACUAUGGACAAAAAACAAAAUAGAGCAGUUUCUGAAGCUAUAAUUCGGCUAUUUGAAGAUAAACUUCUGUACAGAAAAUAUGCAUUAGUAAAUUGGUGUUGUACUUUACAAUCUACAGUAUCUGAUAUUGAAAUAGACCAUAAGGAAAUUUCUGGAAAGACCUAUAUCACCAUACCAGGAAAUAAUAUACCUGCUGAGUUUGGCAUUCUGACUGAUAUAGCUUACAAAUUUCAUGAUUCAGGUUUGUGCGUAAAUGAAAAAAAAAACCUUUUACCAUACAAUAAUAAUGUCUUUUACCAUUCAAUAGACCAAGAAAUCAUAGUAUCAACUACUAGACCAGAAACCAUGCUUGGAGAUGUAGCAAUUGCUGUGAACCCUGAUGAUGUUAGAUACAAAGGACUUGAUGGUGUUAAAUUAUGGCAUCCUUUUAGAAAAUGUACUAUUCCAAUAAUUUAUGAUAAUUCUGUAGACAAAUAUUUUGGCACAGGAGCUGUGAAACUGACACCAGCGCAUGAUGUUUUUGAUUAUGAAUUAGCCAUCAAGCAUAAUCUCCCAAUUAUUAAUGUCAUUGAUGAAUCUGGUAACAUAUCUUGUAAAGACGAAGAAUUUAAUGGUCUACCAAGGUAUCAAGCUAGGACUGCAAUAGCACAAAAACUAAAAGAAUUAAAUUUACUAAGGAAUAGAAAAGAACAUACUAUGUCAAUUCCUAUUUGUAGUAGAACUGGUGAUGUAAUAGAGCAUUUACCUAAACUACAAUGGUUUAUUAAUUGUAAAGAAAUGGCUAAAAAAGCAUCGGAGUCUCUUGAAAGUGGUGAAUUAACGAUUGAACCCAAUCAUUAUCAUAAUCAAUGGCAUUUAUGGCAUAAAAAUUCUAAAGAUUGGUGUGUAUCUAGACAACUAUGGUGGGGCCAUAGAUUACCAUUAUAUAAUUCUAAAUACGGUUGGGUAUCUGCACAUAAUGAAAAUGAAGCUAUUAGAAAAAUUGGAGCUAAGAUGAAACUAUCAGAGGAAGAAAUGGCUACUUUAGAUAUUCAACAAGAAGAAGAUGUUUUAGAUACUUGGUUUUCCUCUGCAUUAUUACCAUUUUCUUCUUUUGGUUGGCCUGAUAAGACUGAAGAUUUUAAAAGAUAUUACCCAUUGAGUGUUAUGGAAACUGGACAUGAUAUUUUAACAUUUUGGGUUUCCAAGAUGGUUAUGCUUGGAACAUAUUUAACUGGUUCACUUCCUUUUAAAAAUGUGAUUUUACAUGGUAUGAUACGAGACUCUCGUGGUAAAAAAAUGUCCAAAAGCUUAGGAAAUGUUGUUGAUCCCGAAGAUGUCAUUAAUGGAAUUUCAUUAGAGGAUUUACAAAACAAAAUUAAAGCUAGUGCCAGAUCUGGUACAAUAUCGUAUGGUGAAUUAAGUAAAGCGUUGAUAGAACAAAAAAAACUGUUUCCUGAUGGCAUUAAAGAAUGUGGUACAGAUUCUUUACGGUUAACCCUUGUUUCUCAAAACAUCAAAAAUCAAGUUAUUCACUUUAAUGUAAAUGAAUGUUACCGAAAUCGAAUGUUUUGUAAUAAAGUGUGGCAAGCUACAAGAUUUGUUUUGAUGUGGGCAGUUGAAAAAAAUGUGCAUAAUUACACAUUUCCGACUCCUAUUAAUUCUACUCAACUUUGGAUACUAAGCCGGUUGGGAGAUUGUGUUAAAAAAUGUAACGAUUCGUUCCAAAAUUAUGAUAUUUACAUAUCUACGAUGGAAGUUAAAAGAUUUUUUUACAACGAAUUUUGUGAUGUUUUCGUGGAAAUUUGUAAGCCUAUAUUUCAAUAUGGAAGUGAUGACGAAGUUAAAGCAACUUGUAAUGUGUUGUUAUAUGUUUUGGAUACAUCUCUCAGGCUCAUGAAUCCAAUCAUGCCAUUCUUAACAGAAACUCUUUAUUGUGCUUUACCUGGAAAAAACAAAACAUCUAUAAAUCAUAUUAAAUUUCCAGACUCAAUAGAAUAUAUGAAAUGGCGUAAUGAACAGUUAGAUGCUGAUAUGGAAAUUGUGAGAGACAUUAUCACAGCAAUACGUAGAAUACGAUCAAUUAAUAAUUUUAAUAAAGAUCAAUCUGAAAUUAUAUUGUGUUCAAAACUCCAAAAAAAACUACAAAACUAUGAAAAUAUUAUUCAAAUUUUAUCAGGAUCCACAUCUUUAUGUUUUUUAGAAGAAAAUUACAAUUCAAAUUUACAAUCUAUCACUGAUAUUGUUGGAAAUCAUACUGAAAUCCACCUUCUUUUAAAAGGAGGAAGUUUAGAAUAUAAAAAAUAUUACACUCAUUUAAAUAUGAGACGUCAGCGAUUAGAAAAACAAGUCAUGAAAAUGGAAAAAUCGAUUAACAAAGGAGCUCCAACGAAUGAUAAUUUGAAUGAAACUCUAGAUGAUAAGAUGCAUUCAUUAAUUGAAGAAAUAAAAAGAAUCACCAUGUAUAUGAAAACUAUUAAGGAUAAAGAAUUAGUUACAGAUUAGACAAUUAAAACAUUCUAUAAUACUGUAAUAUUAUGUUAACCAUAAGGAUAAUAAUUCUGUGUACACCAAUAAAACUGAUCACCUGUUAGUAAUAUUGGUAAA
Molecule: messenger RNA, 3220 nt
Organism: Sipha flava (yellow sugarcane aphid)
Lineage: Eukaryota; Metazoa; Arthropoda; Insecta; Hemiptera; Aphididae
Product: valine--tRNA ligase-like
Exons: 17
Coding region: 65-3118 (1017 amino acids)
Biological process (GO): valyl-tRNA aminoacylation
Cellular component (GO): cytosol
Molecular function (GO): ATP binding; valine-tRNA ligase activity; aminoacyl-tRNA deacylase activity
Source: RefSeq, a predicted model, not a curated record